AUGGCCACGGCGGCGGCGGACCCGCGGAGCGGCUACUGCGCCGCGACGGGCGCGUUCCGGAGCAAGCGCGCGGAGGUGCCGCUGCCCGCGGACCGGGACCUGGACGUGGUCACCUUCCUGGCCUCCCGCCGCCACUCGGGCGUCGUCGCGCUCGUCGACGCCUCCACGGGCCGCCGCACCACCUUCGCCGAGCUCUGGCGCGCGGUCGCCGGCGCCGCCACCGCGCUCGCCGCGCCGCCCUUCGGCCUCCGCAAGGGCCACGUCGCGCUCAUCCUCUCCCCCAACUCGGUCCACUUCCCCGUCGCCGCGCUCGCCGCCAUGUCGCUCGGCGCCGUCGUCACCACCGCCAACCCGCUCAACACCGCCGCCGAGAUCGCCAAGCAGGUCGCCGACGCCCGCCCCGUCCUCGCCUUCACCACCCGCGACCUCCUCCCCAAGCUCCCCCGCGCCGCCGACGGCCUCCGCGUCGUUCUCCUCGAGUCCUCCUCCUCUCCCGCUCCCGCCGGCGCCGCCGAUCCGCGGAUCGUCGCCACAAUCGACGAGAUCUCCGCCACGGCGCCCGACCCCGCGCGCCGCCGGGACCGCGUCACGCAGGACGACCAGGCCACGCUGCUCUACUCCUCCGGCACCACGGGGCCCAGCAAGGGCGUGGUCGCCACGCACCGGAACCUCAUCUCCAUGGUCCAGAUCGUCAUGAACCGCUUCCGCCUCGAGGACUCGGACACCACGGAGACCUUCCUCUGCACGGUGUCCAUGUUCCACGUCUACGGCCUCGUCGCCUUCGCCACCGGCCUGCUCGGCUGCGGCGCCACCAUCGUCGUGCUCUCCAAGUUCGAGCUCCCCGAGAUGCUGCGCUGCAUCAGCGCCUACGGGGUCACCUACCUGCCGCUCGUGCCGCCCAUCCUCGUCGCCAUGGUCGCGCACCCCAAGCCGCUGCCUUUGGGCAACCUGCGCAAGGUCCUCUCCGGCGGCGCGCCGCUCAGCAAGGAGCUCAUCGAAGGCUUCAGGGAGAAGUACCCGCAGGUGGAGAUCCUGCAGGGGUACGGGCUGACGGAGAGCACGGCCAUCGGCGCGUCCACGGACUCGGCCGAGGAGAGCCGCCGGUACGGGACGGCCGGGCUCCUGUCGCCCAACACCGAGGCCAAGAUCGUCGACCCAGAGACCGGCGAGGCGCUGCCGGUGAACCGCACCGGCGAGCUCUGGAUCCGGGGACCCUACGUCAUGAAAGAGGCAACACAGUCGACGGUGACACCCGACGGAUGGCUCAAGACCGGUGAUCUCUGCUACAUAGACGAGGAUGGUUAUCUCUUCGUGGUGGACCGUCUGAAAGAGUUGAUCAAAUACAAAGGCUAUCAGGUGCCCCCAGCAGAGUUGGAAGCUCUUCUGCUGACACAUCCAGAGGUUUCCGAUGUCGCUGUUAUUCCAUUUCCGGACAGGGACGUCGGUCAGUUCCCGAUGGCCUACGUCGUGAGGAAGAAAGGGAGCAACCUAUCAGCUCAGGAGGUGAUGGAGUUUGUGGCGAAACAGGUAGCACCUUACAAGAAGGUCAGGAAGGUGGCAUUCGUGACGGACAUCCCCAAGAAUGCGUCUGGCAAGAUACUGAGGAAGGAUCUUAUCAAGCUCGCGACGUCCAAACUCUGA
This is a messenger RNA of Triticum turgidum subsp. durum (durum wheat), 1641 nucleotides long. NCBI's taxonomy places the organism in Eukaryota, Viridiplantae, Streptophyta, Magnoliopsida, Poales, Poaceae. The record is from the annotation of a GenBank genome assembly.